Pezoporus occidentalis (night parrot) is the source of this 3409-nucleotide messenger RNA. It is a transcript of the gene CMTM4, whose product is annotated as CKLF like MARVEL transmembrane domain containing 4. Gene Ontology annotation, cellular component: membrane. The record is from RefSeq and is a predicted model, not a curated record. The coding region runs from base 120 to 755 and encodes 211 amino acids. The transcript has 4 exons. Lineage: Eukaryota; Metazoa; Chordata; Aves; Psittaciformes; Psittacidae.
GGGGAUGGCCAUGCAGCCGGCGCUCCGCUAGGCAAGCGCGGCGAGGCUCGGCGCGGGCCGGAGCUCCGCGGCCAUUCCCUCAGCAGCGCGGCGGCACCGGCCCCUGCCCCACCGGUACCAUGAGGAACGGCGAUGACUUGGAGGGCUUCGAUGGCGAGGCGUCCAGCACCUCCAUGAUCUCGGGGACCAGCAGUCCCUACCAGCCCACUACGGAGCCCGUCAGCCAGCGCCGGGGGCUCGGCGGCCUCCGCUGCGACCUGGACUACCUGCGGGGCACCCUCGGCAAGAUCAAGCUGGCCGAGGUGGUUUUGGCACUGAUUGCGUUCAUCUGCAUAGAGACCAUCAUGGAAUGCUCCCCUUGCGAAGGCCUUUAUUUCUUUGAAUUUGUGAGCUGUAGCGCGUUGGUGGUUACUGGAGUUCUGUUGCUUAUGUUCAGUCUAAAUCUUCACACAAGAAUACCACAGAUCAACUGGAAUCUUACUGAUCUGGUCAACACUGGACUCAGCACUUUCUUCUUUUUCAUUGCCUCUGUAGUACUUGCUGCUUUAAACCAUAAAACUGGAGCAGAAAUUGCUGCUGUGAUAUUUGGUUUCUUGGCAAUGGCAGUGUAUGCUGUGAACACAUACUUAACUGUUAAAAAGUGGCGAAUGAACAGCAGGCAACAAAGUAGUCGGCAGACCAGUGAUUACAUACGUGCUCGGACAGAGUCCAGAGAAGUGGAUCAUCACCCUGAGAUUCAGCGUCUGGAUGCAUGAAAGCAACAUUCAAAUGGGACUGCAAAGGGAAAAGACAUGCUUAACUCCCUCAUGGAACAAAGGGUUUUGUCUUUAUUUAAGGAAGAAAAGGAAGAUCAGAUGGUGGCAAAGAAUGCCCAGCCCUGCAUUAUGUGCAGAAGUGCAUUGAGUUAGAAGCUGUUGUCAUGAAGGCAGUAAAUGUUGGUCAUUCAAAAGCAAGAUCUGUUUAAGAUGUCCACAUAUGUAUGCAUAUAUUAUAUAGCUUAUAUAAUAUAUAAGUUUUGAAGUAUGUUAUUGUUUUGGAUUAACUGCACAGUACUUUCCUUCCCUCUCCCAAGUGCAAGCUCUGAAUAUACAUGUUCUGCCACUGUUUCUUCACCUAUUGUAGACACUAAGACCAGCACUGCAUUGGUUGGUUAAUAUAGGAAAGAAAACCACCAAAAGAAAAUCUAAUACAUGCUAAAAGGAGGUGAAGGGCAAAUAGCAAUAACUUUAACCACGUUAUUAUGUCCAGCCAACUCUCGGUAUCCAUCCUCAUGCAGCCCUCAGCGGUGCAGUUCAGUUCUUGUCUCCUGCAGUUUCACUCUUGGUGCAGUUAUAUAGCCGAAAUGGACAACCACCUCCCAUUUUUUUGUUUGGUGGAUGUAGUGUUGAGGUAGUUACUCUGUGGAUUACUUUAGAAUUGCCAUAUUCGGUUCAUACAUGAAUUUGUGCAAAGUUAGCAAGGUUCUUGAAUGGUCACCAUAAUGCAUCAAAUGCAGGUAUGUGGUUUUCUGCAAAUGUUGGGAUACAUUCUAUUUUUCAUUCUGAAAUAGGGAGGUAAAUAUGGUUAGGAGGUAGGGUGGAGAAAAGGGGGUUGAAGGGCACAGUAUAGAAAGAAGAGGUUGUCAUCCAAUAAAUUUGCAUUUCAGUUAUGGCUUUUUUUUUCUAAUUUUAUUUUUUAAGGUUCAUCAUUUCUGAGGAGCCUGGGGUGAGCAAGAACCAGCAACAAAUUAUGAUGGACUUACAAAGUGUGUUUCUAAGGUUUCAAUAUUGUGAUUCAUGCAAUAUAUUGUCCUUUUUUGGAAGGCUGAUUGCUUCUGCUAAAAUUUAAACUGUCUGUAGUAGGUAAAAAGAAUUUUUAAAGGUGUUUUUUUUUUGUUGAUUUUCUUUUUAAUUGGGUAUUUCUCCAAUUUUUUUUUUGCUAAUAUUUCUUUGGAAAAUGAGUUAAUUGACGGAUAAUACAGUUGUAUUGGCUUGUUCAGAAAUAGUUUUACUUAACUGUAAGUUUCUUGUUAGUUGUACUUCCAGUGAAGAGAAUGAUAUUUUGUCUACUCAGAACUGAAGUUGUGCAGGAGUUGGUCAGACAAAAUCAUGACUUUAUUAGGAAGAUGUCCCUUGAUAUUUUUCUGGGCUUUAUUUGAUUGGUGUUUUUUAUCGAUGUAAUGCAUUAUUUGGCAUACGCAUGCAGGCGUGUUACAGGAGGAAUAUAUGUGGUAGAGAAGAUCUCUAUAGAGCUGAAUUCCUUCCUGGUAUAAGCUGCUGAAAUCUCUCAAAAUUAGCAGAACUGUGUGUCCCGUCUGCCUGAAUCCAUCUCAUGUUUGGCCUGGACACUUUUUGCAUUGUAUUCUUGUGUAGACGUUUUCUUAAGUGAUUGAAUAGACAAGAGCAAACAGCAGUACAUGGCAAAUAGGUCACUUACAGAUGUGAAAACCAGGUUAUACUUAACAGUAGGUCAGUAGAAGUUUCUGGGCUUUUUUAAUACCAGAGGGAAUGGAGAGUAACAGCUAUGAACCUAAUGCUGCAAUGUUUGAAUCAAGCAACAGAGAAUUUGAUGUGUGAAAAACCGGUGACAAAACCGAUGUCUUCUUGUUUUCAUUUUACUAAUGUCUGCAGUGCAUUUCACCUUAGUGGCUAAGGUAGAGAUCAGAAUUCAGAAAUAAUUAGUAAUGAGGUAAAAGAAACUUUGCAUCUUCUUAAGGACUAACGGUUCACCAGUUACUACAGACACAUUUUAUUGUGCUUCUUGAAAGUUAAUGCCAAAGGGAACACCAGUGUAAAAAGAAAAAAAGAUGGAAUGGUAAAAGCCAACCUCUGGUGUUGAGUUUAGAAUAGAGACAUUUUACUGAGAUGUCUUGCCAGGAUUACUGUGUGUUUCAGAGAAGUAAAUGACAGCUGCAUGUUCAGUGUGGUAUGAAAUAACAAAGUUUGUUAUUGCCAGUGCAGAUGUUACAGCCCUGCUGUUUAUCAGCACUCUGACUAAUAUUGGCAAAGGUUGCAAUGAGAGUUCAUGGGCAGUGUCAGUGACUUACGAGAACCUUUCAGAACGUUGUCCUCCAACAGAUCCACUCUUUUAGCGUGGAAUCCUCAUCUGAAAUCAAGAAACAUAAGUGAUGCAUAGCAAAGGCUUUUCAUUAGGCGCAUAUCCUGUUGAUGGUUAACAAGGGCUGAAAUGGUGUGUACAUAAGAAGCCACCCUGUUCCCUUCCUGUACUCCCUGUGCUGGUUCUGGCUUUUUCCAGAGGUGUAGGAAGUCUCAUGCAUCUAUAAGCUUAUGUAUUUGGUCUCUUCCAAAUCCUUGCACCUAUCCUUGGCAACAUCACCCAGCUUUUUCUGAUCAUGAGAUCUUGAAAAGCUUUGGUUACCUUUUAGCUGGAAUGACAAAUGCAGAGUGAUGCAGUGAUACACUUCUAAUAC